This is a messenger RNA of Eruca vesicaria subsp. sativa (arugula), 303 nucleotides long. NCBI's taxonomy places the organism in Eukaryota, Viridiplantae, Streptophyta, Magnoliopsida, Brassicales, Brassicaceae. The record is from the annotation of a GenBank genome assembly.
AUGGCUAACGUCAACAGUACUAACAGUGACGUGGUAAUGGCGUUAAGGUUGCUAGGCAUGCAAACGGCUGCUUCGGAAGCUGUAUGUAUGUAUGGAUGCGAAGCCAACUCCAACGCUCUCACUAAGUACUGCCAGCUGCACAUUCUCAAGAAUAGAAAGCAUAAACUCUACAAAGUUGGCCCAGGAUAUGGCAAUGGUGUUUUGCGUAAGACGGAUCCAGAGUUCGCCUUGAAGCAUCUACCUGAUGAAUCUCUUAUUCAGCUGAUAAUACACGGUUCUUUUUGGCAUCUCAAGGAGUCUUGA